Molecule: messenger RNA, 540 nt
Organism: Prinia subflava (tawny-flanked prinia)
Lineage: Eukaryota; Metazoa; Chordata; Aves; Passeriformes; Cisticolidae
Product: scale keratin-like
Exons: 1
Coding region: 1-540 (179 amino acids)
Cellular component (GO): intermediate filament
Molecular function (GO): structural constituent of cytoskeleton
Source: RefSeq, a predicted model, not a curated record
AUGUCCUGCUACGACCUGUGCUCCACCUCCGGCUCCGGCGUGCUCCGGCCGCAGCCCCUGGCCAGCAGCGGGAACGAGCCGUGCGUGCGGCAGUGCCCCGACUCCACCGCCGUGAUCCAGCCUCCCGCCGUGGUGGUCACCUUCCCCGGGCCCAUCCUCAGCUCCUUCCCGCAGAAUUCCGUGGUGGGAUCUGCUGGAGCGCCCGUCCUGGGGGCCUCGGGGGCCUCCCUGAGCUCUGGGGGCUUUGGCUCCCUGGGCUACGGCGCAUUCGGCUCCCUGGGCUAUGGGGGAUUUGGCUCUGGUGGAUAUGGGGGUCUCUAUGGCUAUGGGGGCUCUUCCCUGGGCUAUGGGGGUCUCUGUGGCUAUGGGGGCUCUUCCCUGGGCUAUGGGGGUCUCUGUGGCUAUGGGGGCUCGUCCCUGGGCUAUGGGGGUCUGGGGUCCUGUGGGGGGUCCCGGGGCCUGUACGGCUCUGGCAGAUCCUUCGGCUCCUGCGGCGCUUGGUCCUCCCGCUCCCGCCGCGGCAGCUGCGGCCCCUGCUAA